AUGCUGGAGAAGCGGCUGCCGGCGCUGGUGUGGGGCGCGGCAGCGGCGGCGCUGUGCCUGUCGCUGUACCGCCUGCUGGGCUGGCCGUACCUGCUGCUGCUGCCCGGCAACGCCACCGCCUCGGCGCCGCCGUACCCGCUGGCGCGCCUGCCCGCCGGCGACGCCGCCUCCCUCAUCGACCUGCGCGGCUUCCGCUUCCUCAUCAACAACUACCCCUGCGGCGAGCCCCGCGCGCCGCUGCUGCUGGUGCUGGUGCACUCGGCGCCGGACAACGCGGAGAAGCGCGCGACGAUCCGCGCGACGUGGGGCGGCGCUGCGGCGCGCGCGGGCGCCGACUUCCGCGUGCUCUUCCUGCUGGGCGACGUGGGCGGCGGCGCGCGCCAGGCGCGCCUCGACGCCGAGAACCGCCGCCACGGCGACCUGGUGCAGGGCAACUUCCGCGACUCGUACCGCAACAUGACGUACAAGCACGUGAUGGCGCUCAAGUGGGCCGCCUACCACUGCCCGGGCGCGCGCUACCUGCUCAAGGCGGACGACGACGUGUUCGUGAACGCGCCGGCGCUGCUCUCCUUCCUGGCGCGCGCCCUCUCGCCGUGGGGGGCGCGCCGGCUCAUCCUGUGCGCGCCCUUCCCCUACGCGUACGUGAAGCGCUCGUGGCGCAGCAAGUGGCGCGUGUCGCCGCUCGAGUACCCGGGCCGCGUGUACCCCGCGUACUGCGCCGGCUGGGCCGUGCUCUACUCGCCCGACGUCGUCUUCCUGCUGUACGAGCAGGCGCAGGCCGGCCCCUACUUCUGGAUCGACGACGUGCACGUCACGGGCACGCUGGCGGCGCGCGCCAACCUCACGCACACGCCGCUCGGCUCGCUGGUGCUGUCCGAGGCGCAGGUGGCCGCCGUGCUGGCCGGCGAGCCGCCGCCGCAGUUCCUCUUCGGCGCGCCCAACAUGUCGCUGGACGCCAUCCGCCGCCUCUGGCGCGUCGUGUCGAGUGUACAUAACCUCCAGGACGCCGCCCACUUGAACCUAGCAGCUCCAUAA
Schistocerca nitens (vagrant locust) is the source of this 1035-nucleotide messenger RNA. RefSeq names its product beta-1,3-galactosyltransferase 5. Gene Ontology annotation, molecular function: hexosyltransferase activity. The transcript is spliced from 4 exons. The coding region runs from base 1 to 1035 and encodes 344 amino acids. The record is from RefSeq and is a predicted model, not a curated record. Gene Ontology annotation, cellular component: membrane. Lineage: Eukaryota; Metazoa; Arthropoda; Insecta; Orthoptera; Acrididae.